This is a messenger RNA of Spinacia oleracea (spinach), 2574 nucleotides long. Its product is annotated as FT-interacting protein 3. The record is from RefSeq and is a predicted model, not a curated record. The annotation marks the transcript as partial. Lineage: Eukaryota; Viridiplantae; Streptophyta; Magnoliopsida; Caryophyllales; Amaranthaceae. The transcript has a single exon.
AGUGCAUUCGACAUGGUCGAACCAAUGGAGUUCUUGUACAUCAGAAUAGUAAAAGCCAAAGACCUUAUUGAGGUCAAUGAUGAUUGUACUUGUGACCCGUACGUCGAAGUUAGGGUUGGAAACUACAAAGCAAUCACCAAAACUGGUGAGAAAUUACCAAACCCUGAAUGGAACCAAGUGUUUGCGUUCUCCAAAGAAAGAGUUCACACUUUUUUUAUAGAAAUUUUUCUGAAGACUAAAGUUCAUGAGGGUGAUGGGGUGAAAGGUAGACUCAUUCUUGAUGUGAACGAGGCCCCGAAACGGGUCCCACCGGAUAGCCCGUUGGCCCCACAAUGGUACAAGUUGGAGGAUUUGGGUGGUGUAUGUGUGAAGCCGGAGUUGAUGUUGGCUGUUUGGAUGGGGACUCAGGCUGAUGAGGCGUUUACUGAAGCUUGGCAUUUAGAUGCAGUUGGUGUUAGUUGUGAUGAAAUUGUGAAUACCAAAUCAAAGGUGUAUAUGUCUCCUAAACUCUGGUAUCUUCGUGUGAAUGUAAUUCAAGCUCAGAACUUGGAAAUGGUGAGUAAGAAUAAGAGACCGGAAGUUUUUGUUAAGGCGGUGUUUGGGGAAACAACUGCUAAAACAAAGAUUUCAACUAGCAGGAAUGUUCUGAGUCCAUUAUGGAAUGAAGAUUUGAUGUUUGUUGCUGCUGAACCAUUUGAUAGUCUGUUAACUUUGACAGUAGAGAACAAGGUUGGUAACAAUGAGGAGGUAAUUGGGAAGUGUGUGAUUCAUUUAGGGAAAUUAGAGAGGAGAUUAGGUAAUAAACCAGUUGAUUCGAGGUGGUUUACACUUGAGAGACCGGUGGUUGAAGAUGGUAAGAAAAACGGUAAAGAAACACCGGCGUUGUUUAACAGCAAGUUACAGUUGAGGGCUUCUUUAGAUGGAGGGUAUCAUGUUCUUGAUGAAACUUCUCAUAAUAGUAGUGACAUGAGACCAACUGUGAGGCAACUAUGGAAACAGGAAAUCGGGGUUUUGGAGCUAGGAAUUCUGAAUGCAACUGGUUUACCACAGAUGAAGAUAAUGAAGAAUGGACAAGGAGGAAGAACAGAUGCUUACUGUGUGGCAAAAUACGGGCAGAAAUGGGUUCGAACAAGAACAAUCAUUGAUAGUUCUUCACCUCAAUGGAAUGAACAAUACACUUGGGAGGUUUUUGAUCCUUGUACUGUAAUUACAGUUGGGGUUUUUGAUAACUGUCAUUUCCAAGGUCCUGAUAAUGUUAAGGGAGCUAAAGAUUCAAGAAUUGGUAAGGUAAGAAUCAGAUUAUCAACACUUGAAACUGAUAGAAUCUAUACUUACUCAUUUCCACUUCUGGUGUUGGAAACUCAAGGGUUGAAGAAAAUGGGGGAUCUUCAAUUAGCUAUAAGGUUUAGUUGUUCUUCAUUUUUUAACUUGUUACAAGUUUACACUCAACCAAUCUUACCCAAAAUGCAUUACAGUCACCCUUUAUCCUUAUAUCAGCAAGAAUGUUUAAGACACCAAGCUACACAGUUGCUGUCAUUAAGAUUAGGCCGUUCAGAACCGCCAUUAAGGAUGGAGAUUGUGAAAGAUAUGCUUGAUUAUGAUUCGAGAAACUGGAGUAAACGAAGAACAACAGCUAACAGUCAAAGAAUAAAAGCUGCACUUUCUGGUGUAGGAUUUCUGUUCCAGUUUCUGGAAACUCUUUGCAGCUGGAAAAGACCUGUAAUCACAGUUUUGGUUCAUCUGUUUUUAUUCUUCCUGAUAUUCUACCCACAGUUCAUAAUUUCCUCCAUUUGUUUCAACCUCUCUGUAAUCGGGUUGUGGAACUACCGGGCCCGGCCCAGAAACCCGCCACACAUGGAUCCUCAACUGUCUAAUGUUCAUAAACUGAUUCAAGAAGAUUUGGAGGAAGAAUUUGAUGGAAUUCCAACAACUUGCAAGAAUAAUGAUACACUUAAGUUUCGGUAUAACAGAUUAAGAGUGAUUGCAGGGAAAAUGCAGAUAUUACUUGGAGAUUUGGCAACUCAAUUAGAGAGACUUCAAUCACUUCUCAGUUGGAGGGAUCCUAGAGCUACUGCUAUGUUUGUGUGUUUUUGUGUUGUUUCUGGGAUUGUUCUUUCUGUUAUUCCACUGAGAAUAACUUAUAUGGGGUUUGUGGUUUACUUUUUGAGGCAUCCAAAGUUCAGGAGUAAGCUUCCAUCAGUUCCUGUGAACUUUCUUCGCAGAUUGCCAGCGAAAACAGAUUCACUACUUUGAUGCAGUCAGUUGAAAUGUUCAUGAUUUUGAGGAGGUAUAAUCAGAUUUAUGUUGCUGAUAAUCUACGCGAAUACUGUUGUGUUAUGUACAGGAAAUUUGAAGCUGUGUUUUUGUUGGUGUUUUCAUGGUUUUGUUUUCUGAAGAUGUGUGUUUGUUUUUCAGAGUAUAUGAUUUUAGUUUCUGUUUUUAAUUUGCCAUCUUUAUAGAAUCUCUUAGGAAAGCUAAGGGUUGCUGUUGAGUGUUUGACAACACAUGGGAAUAUAAGAAAGCAAAAUGUAAUCAUCCUACAGAAUUUGGAAAAGAUUCAGACACCAGUGAAAA